This is a messenger RNA of Prorocentrum cordatum, 387 nucleotides long. NCBI's taxonomy places the organism in Eukaryota, Dinophyceae, Prorocentrales, Prorocentraceae. The record is from the annotation of a GenBank genome assembly.
AUGUGGCGCCGCAUAAAGGAGCUGACCAUCACGAUCACCAGGAAGACGAAUAAGCCUAGUCCUGUGAUCAUGAUCUCGCUCUGCAUCUUCUCGCAGAAAUCGACGGGCUCGAGAGGGUGGCCGAACUGCCCGAGGUGCUGUCGGCAACCGUGCCCGAAGAAGACGAAAAACACGAUGGUGGCGAAGAUGAUGAAGAAGCACGUGAUGUAUCCCAGGACAAUGUGGAAGAACGUCAUGUGCUCCAGAGGGACGAAAUUUCGAAUCCUUGUUCGAGCAGCCAGGGCAAGAAGGUGGCGGCUCAUCGUGACAGGCAGCCACACCAUCUGCCAAAGGAUGGCGUGCUUGAGGCCAAACAACAGCGGCGGAAUCAAACGCUUCUUCCAGUAG